GAACAGAGUCAAGAUGUGGGUUCUGGGAGGAGGAGCUUAGAGUCCAGAGCUGGUGAGGUUGACCCAUGAGGUCACAAUGUGGUCUCCAUGGAACAGAGCAUGGGCGGGGUCCCCCUCCCAGCCAGAAGGCAGGGCAGAAGCAGCAUGGGCUGUGGCCCCCAGUGGUGACCAGCCCUGCCAUGGGAAACAACAGUUCUCACAAGAGGACCAAAGUGCCCAAGCAGGCCCGUAAAGAGAGGCCGCCCGACAUGGACAAGGCUGGGCGGAAACAGCAGCUCUUCAGCCACCUCAAGCAGAAGAAGCCAAGUGCCAAGAUCGUGCUGCUUUUCCCCUUGGACAAGCGGCAGCAGCUAGCCGAGGUGGCGGCGGGCCCGGGCGCGCGGCCUCGACGGCCAGGCGAGGAUGCGACGGGCGCCCCGGAGGGAUCCCCCGCGGCGGCGGCGGCGCCCAUGCUGCGAGGAGCGGGCGACGGUGUUGAUCGGCGCGAGGGCGCACGAGGGAGAGAGAUGAAGAAGAUCUUGGUCCUGCUGCUGCUGCUGGACGCGCGGCUGCAGGAGGAGGGGCGCUGCGCGGCGGGCGCGCCCGGGGGCGGGGCCGGAUCAGGGGGCGGAGCCAACGCGGAACAGGGCUGGCAGCGGCUGUAUGCGCGUCUACUGACCGAGAGCGAGGUGGACCGCGAGGCCAAGCACGCCGAGGAGCAGCCGCGCAAGCGGCACCGCUGCCCUCGCCCGCGACCCUGAGUGUCCGGACCGGCCCCCGGCCCCCGGCCCAAUAAAGAGCGCAUAGCAACCCUGACGCCAGCUAGCUCUGUCCGAGGUGG
This is a messenger RNA of Mustela erminea (ermine), 820 nucleotides long. RefSeq names its product chromosome 7 C20orf144 homolog (gene C7H20orf144). The record is from RefSeq and is a predicted model, not a curated record. NCBI's taxonomy places the organism in Eukaryota, Metazoa, Chordata, Mammalia, Carnivora, Mustelidae. The transcript is spliced from 2 exons. Bases 66 to 740 code for a protein of 224 amino acids.